AUGUCUAAUUCAACUCAAUUGCCACUCUGCCAUUUUCCACAUGAAUUAUUACAAAUAAUUGCUGAUUUUCUGAAUGCAAAAGAUUUGCAAUCGUUGAGUAGAACUUGCCGGAAGCUUUACAGAAUCUUUCAUAAUGAAGAAUUCUGGUUACAUCGAAUACGCCACCAUUUUCCACAAUCGGUCGCUCAACUCUAUACGAACGAUAUGUUUAAACAGCCCGAGUGUAUCUCGACCUCCAAUGAUAUUCAACCGACCGGCUUUGCUCAUGUUCGAACUGAUAAUUUCUUAGAUAAUGUUGCUAUUACCUCAAGUACCCAUUACAAUGAUGAUGCUAUCGAACGACGACACGCAAAAAUGUAUGUGUCUGAAAAAGACUUUCUAAAUGACUUAGAAUAUUUUCAAUACAGUAAACCAAGCGAUCAUGAAAGUAUUCCAUUGAUGAAGUUAAUUUAUUUCUAUCUAAUCGAUCGAAAACGAUGUGCAAGUGUGGAUAUGGACAUGCCGAUUUAUGAUAGUCAACAUGUUUAUAAAGUGCUCGAUGCAGAUAGUUUAACCGGCCAAGUUACCUAUGUAAAAGAAAUCGUACGCUUGGAUAUGACCGGACGUUUUCAACAUAAAAUUAUGCCGGGCAAAUAUCAAGUUAGUUGGCGAAUGAAAGGUGUUGCUAAUAAGACACAAAUGCCAGGAGAAACAGAGUUUAUUUUAGUACCACAGCAUGGCAGACUACUAAAUUAUAAAAUGAUCGAUGAAGAUUUUCAAAAUUUGCUACAUCAAUACGGUGACAACUGGUUUACAGUCAAUAUGACCCAAACGAUUAUCUAUGAACCAUCGAUUGUUUUAAUCGCGAUACGCAACUGGAACAAUCGAUUGUGGAAACGAGAUCUUCGAUUGGAUUGCAUUGAAUUAACUAUAGUACCUUGA
Adineta ricciae is the source of this 921-nucleotide messenger RNA. NCBI's taxonomy places the organism in Eukaryota, Metazoa, Rotifera, Eurotatoria, Adinetida, Adinetidae. The record is from the annotation of a GenBank genome assembly.